UCCCAAAACACCAGAAUGAUGAUAUAUGAAGAAACACAUUCUUCAUCUACAUUGUAUCAACUGAGACACAUAAGAGUAUUUCAGGCUAACCUUAUAUUAAAGUUAUUUAUUUUACCAAGCAUGAUAAGAGACACAUUUUGCUAUAAUAAGCAGACAUUUCUCCCCUUUAUUAUUAAUUUCAUCAAACCUCAGAAAUUGAAAUCCAAGCAAAAGAAACAUUUCCAUAAAUAUCAUAAAGGUUAAAAAAAAAGAUGGCUUAAGGAACAAUAAAAAAACAUGUAUGUCUUUUCAGCUAGAUAGUUUUAAUUUUUCCUUUGGAGAACAAUUGAAAAAAAUACAAAAGUAUCUAUGCUAAGGCAGUGGCACCACACGCUGAUAACCAACACAAGAGUCUUUGCAGUCACCCGGAAUUCAAGCUGUGCACAUGGAGAACUCAGCUAUUCCAAACAAUUGGUAUACUAAAGGUUAUUCUCUAUAACCCAUUUGGGCAAUGAGUAAUUUAGGGAGCGGAAUUAGAUUUCAUUUCCAAAGACUGCUUUUCCAUAUCACGCAUGCUGACAGACACGACUCAGGUAUUAUGGAUAAUCUACUCCUAGCACCAUCCUUUCCAGAUCCUGAAAUAGCAGCAAUGUCUUUACCCAAUAGAUAAUUUGCUGUCUUGGCUAAUAACCACUUAGUCAGAAAAUGGAUUCAUACUUCCAAACCCUAAUGGAAACUUAAAGUAAAAAAAAAUAAUUUUUUUAAACAAAUACUUGUCAAAUAAUUAAAUUCUCCCUGAGUUGAUCAAUAAUGUUGGUGUAGGCCUAGUAAAAUGGGCAUUUUCACCACACCUAAAAUGUAUGGAAGUUCAUGCUACUUAAAUUGAGGCACUUCUGAAAUGCACUUAAGUCGUCUUUCUAGACUUAAACUAUUUUGUAAAUCCCAUUCAUUAACAAAUAUAGAGUGCCUGAGAAAAGUUUGUUGGGUGAAUAGGUAUCUCUCACACAGGUGUGGCUUUGGGUUAGAUGUAAGGAAUGGAAACAAAAUGAUUAGGAAUCUACUUGGUUGGAAUUUAAAGUGGUAAGACAGGCACAAAGGAAACAUACUGUAUAUUCUGUAGGAAGCAGGAGAUAUGUCUUUAAAAAGGUAGUUCCCAAGAGGGGCCACGGAGGAGGCGGAGCUUGGAAGUGGGCCUGGAAGUGAUGGAAUGAUUUGCACCUGAGACCUAGAGAGGGCCUUCCUGGAAGGAAAGACUACAGUGGGCGUGCAAUGGCACAGUUGGUAGGGAAUGGGAAACGGGGAACAUUUGCGAACACGGAGAUGAUAUGAUCAGGGUUGUGGGUCGGGGGGAGUGUAAUCUGCAGAAAGUAUGUGAAAUGCAUGGGAGGGCGGAAAGACUGGAGGCGGAGGAGGGGACAUCCUGCAGAUCCCUGGACAUGUGGAGCCGAAGCUUGGAAUCAGGUCCGGGUUGGCGAUAAAGGUCUAGGAAUCUGAGAGCCCUCUUCCUCUUCCUAGUGUUCAUACUGGAAAAGCCCCAAGAAAAGCAGAGGACCCGGAUAAGUCCUGGGUGGAGGGGGAUGGCGUCCGAAGGGUCAACCUCUAUACGAAACAUCCCACCGGACACCUGGCACUUCAAAACACCACCCAGCACAAGCGCGUCCGUGGAAAUGCCUGCCUCCGAGGGACAUCGCUUUAGCUGACCUUCCCACGUCUCCUUCUUGUGCAGUCCAGGGCUCUGCAGCCGUGUUCCGUUCACCAUGGCAGAAAAGGCCCCCCCUGGCUUAAACCGGAAGACAUCAAGGUCAACGCUUUCUCUCCCACCAGAACCUGUGGACAUCAUUCGGAGCAAAACGUGCUCGCGGAGAGUGAAAAUCAACGUGGGGGGCCUGAACCACGAAGUGCUGUGGAGGACGCUGGACCGGCUGCCCAGGACCCGCCUGGGGAAGCUCCGAGACUGCAACACCCACGAGAGCCUGCUGGAGGUGUGCGACGACUACAACCUGGGCGAGAACGAGUAUUUCUUUGACCGGCAUCCGGGUGCCUUCACGUCCAUCCUCAACUUCUACCGGACAGGCAAGCUCCACAUGAUGGAAGAAAUGUGUGCCCUGUCUUUCGGCCAAGAGCUCGACUACUGGGGCAUCGACGAGAUCUACCUAGAGUCCUGUUGCCAAGCCAGGUAUCACCAAAAGAAAGAGCAAAUGAACGAAGAACUGCGGCGGGAGGCCGAGACCAUGCGAGAGAGAGAGGGAGAAGAGUUUGAUAACACCUGCUGCCCUGAGAAGAGGAAGAAGCUGUGGGACCUACUGGAGAAGCCCAACUCCUCCGUGGCGGCCAAGAUCUUGGCCAUCGUGUCCAUUCUGUUCAUCGUGCUGUCCACCAUCGCUCUGUCUCUCAACACCCUCCCGGAGCUGCAGGAAACGGAUGAAUUCGGACAGGCCAACGACAACCCCCAGCUGGCACACGUGGAGGCGGUGUGCAUUGCCUGGUUCACCAUGGAGUACCUUCUACGCUUCCUGUCCUCGCCCAACAAGUGGAAGUUCUUCAAAGGCCCGCUCAACGUCAUCGACUUGCUGGCCAUCCUGCCGUACUACGUCACCAUCUUCCUCACCGAGUCCAACAAGAGCGUGCUGCAGUUCCAGAACGUCAGGCGCGUGGUGCAGAUCUUUCGCAUCAUGCGCAUCCUCCGGAUCCUGAAACUCGCCAGGCAUUCCACGGGCCUGCAGUCCCUGGGCUUCACCCUCCGCCGGAGCUACAACGAGCUGGGCUUGUUGAUCCUGUUUUUGGCCAUGGGGAUCAUGAUCUUCUCCAGCCUGGUGUUUUUUGCAGAGAAGGAUGAGGACGCUACCAAGUUCACCAGCAUCCCGGCGUCGUUUUGGUGGGCCACCAUCACCAUGACGACGGUCGGCUACGGCGACAUCUACCCGAAAACGUUACUAGGGAAAAUCGUGGGCGGCCUCUGCUGUAUUGCCGGGGUCCUCGUGAUCGCCCUGCCCAUCCCGAUCAUCGUGAACAAUUUUUCUGAGUUCUACAAGGAGCAGAAACGCCAGGAGAAGGCGAUUAAAAGGCGAGAGGCCCUCGAGCGGGCCAAAAGGAACGGAAGCAUCGUCUCCAUGAACCUAAAGGACGCCUUCGCCCGGAGCAUGGAGCUGAUCGACGUGGCCGUGGAGAAGGCAGGCGAGCCCGCGCACGCCAAGGUCUCGGCGGAUGAUAACCACCUGUCGCCCAGCAGGUGGAAGUGGGCCCGGAAGGCUCUGUCCGAGACGAGCUCCAACAAGUCUUACGAGAAUAAGUACCAGGAGGUGAGCCAGAAGGACUCCCACGAGCAGCUGAACAACACGUCCUCGUCCAGCCCGCAACACCUGAGCGCCCAGAAACUGGAGAUCCUGUACAACGAGAUCACCAAGGCGCAGCCUCGCGCGCACCCGAACCCCGACGGCCAGGAGCAGCCCGAGAGGCCCUCGGCCUACGAGGAAGAGAUCGAGAUGGAGGAGGUGGUGUGCCCGCAGGAGCAGCUGGCCGUGGCGCAGACGGAGGGCGUCCUGGACAUGAAGAGCACCUCCAGCAUCGACAGCUUCACCAGCUGCGCCACCGACUUCACCGAGACGGAGCGGUCGCCGCUGCCGCCACCCUCCGCGUCUCACCUGCAGAUGAAGUUCCCGCCGGAUCUCACGGGGACCGAGGAGCAGCACCCAAGAGCCAGGGGCCCCCCUUUUCUAGCGCUCCCCCGAGAGAAAGGGCCUGCGCCCCGGGAUGCCACGCUGGACUAUGCCCCGGUCGAUCUAACUGUGAACCGCGACUCCAGCGGUUCCCAAAGUGGGCUCCACGGCCCAGCGCAGUCCGACAGCACCUCCGAGAGCCCCAAGAGCUCGCUGAAGGGCAGCCACCCGCUCAAGUCCAGGUCGCUCAAAGUGAACUUCAAGGAGAACAGGGGCGGAGCCCCGCAGACCCCGCCCAGCACGGCCAGGCCGCUGCCGGUCACCACGGCGGACUUGUCGCUGACCCCCCCGCAGCUCAUCAGCACCAUCCUCUUAGAAGAACACCCCCCGCAGGGGGACAGACCCUUGCUGGGCGCUGAGGUUUCAGCACAUUGUCAGGGACCUUCCAAAGGGCUGACCCCUCGGUUUCCCAAGCAGAAACUCUUUCCUUUCUCCUCCCGAGAGAGGAGGAGCUUCACGGAGAUAGACACAGGCGAAGAUGAUGACUUCUUAGAGCUUCAAGGGACGGGGCAGGACAGGCAGGCCGACUCCAGCCCCAACUGCUUUGCAGAAAAGCCUAGUGAUGGAAGAGACCCUUUAAGAGAAGAAGCCUGUGUGGGCUCUUCCCCACCCCAGGACACAAGUCACAACUGUAGGCAGGACAUUUACCAGGCUGUGGCCGAAGUUAAAAAGGACAGUAGUCAAGAAGGGUACAAGAUGGAAAACCACUUGUUUGCCCCAGAAAUUCAUUCCAACCCAGGAGACACAGGUUGUUGUCCCACACGUGAAACCAGCAUGUGACUAGUUAGAAAGCAAUAAAAAAACAAAACAAACAAACAAAAAAAACUUGUUUCUUAAAAAUGCGGUUAACAAUGC
Hipposideros armiger (great roundleaf bat) is the source of this 4550-nucleotide messenger RNA. It is a transcript of the gene KCNB2, whose product is annotated as potassium voltage-gated channel subfamily B member 2. Gene Ontology annotation, molecular function: delayed rectifier potassium channel activity; protein binding. Gene Ontology annotation, biological process: protein homooligomerization; action potential; potassium ion transmembrane transport. Bases 1737 to 4475 code for a protein of 912 amino acids. NCBI's taxonomy places the organism in Eukaryota, Metazoa, Chordata, Mammalia, Chiroptera, Hipposideridae. Gene Ontology annotation, cellular component: dendrite; neuronal cell body; membrane. The record is from RefSeq and is a predicted model, not a curated record. The transcript has 3 exons.